Molecule: messenger RNA, 1647 nt
Organism: Mytilus trossulus (common blue mussel)
Lineage: Eukaryota; Metazoa; Mollusca; Bivalvia; Mytilida; Mytilidae
Product: lysosome membrane protein 2-like
Exons: 13
Coding region: 34-1647 (537 amino acids)
Cellular component (GO): cytoplasm; membrane; lysosome
Molecular function (GO): scavenger receptor activity
Source: RefSeq, a predicted model, not a curated record
GUUCACGCGACUAACUUAUUUUCGAUUGAAAAUAUGGUAUCCUUGACGCCAACAAAACUAGUAGGAUGUUUUAUGUUUGGCAUUGUGUUGGUUUUGAUUGGCGGAAUUGUAGAUAUUCUUUACCAUGAAAUUUUACCAAAGAGGAUACAAAAGGAAGUGACUCUCGACAAGGGUUCCAAGAUAUACGAUGAUUGGGUUGAAAAUCCUGUAACAACAUACUUUCAAGUCUGGGUGUUUGAUAUUCAGAAUCAUGAAGAAGUAACAGAAAGAGGCGAUAAGCCGUUUCUUGCCGAGAGAGGACCUUACACAUAUAGGGAAUAUCGACAGAAAUACAACAUCACAUAUCAUGCAAAUAAAACCGUGUCAUAUAGAGAGCUUCAGUAUUACGUAUUUGACGAAGAGGCUUCUGUGGGACCUGAGUCUGAUAUUAUCACAUCUGCAAAUGUCCUGAUGAUGACGCUGGCAGACAUUAUUAAACGAGAAUAUAGUUAUGUAACAGAGUUAGCAGAAAUUAUUUUGGAUGCAGCAGACGACAGCAAGCUACUCACUAAAUAUACAGUUUCCCAGUUAUUAUGGGGAUAUGAAGACCCGCUUUUAAAAAGAGUUAAUUCUAUUCUACAAAAAUACAAUAAAACCAUUGAUAUUAGAAUAGGACUAUUUUAUGGAAAAAAUAAUACAGAUGAUGGUUUAUACACAGUUUUUAUGGAGAAGUCAAAAUUAGGAGAGAUUAGUCGCUGGAAUAGGUUAAAGGAGCUUCCACAUUGGACAACAAAAACAUGUCGCAUGAUAAAUGGAACAGAAGGCAGAUUUUUCCAUCCAGAUGUUAAGACAAAAGACAUAUUAUAUGUGUUUGCAUCAGAUUUGUACAGAUCAUUCUACCUGGAUUAUUUAGGAGAGAAGUCAAUAAAGAACAUACAAUUAUAUAGCUUUGUUAUACCAGAUGAAUUAUUUGCUGUAACGGACGAUAAUGCUGGAUUUUGUACUCCUUACGGUCAUUGCACACCUGCAGGAUUGCAGAACAUAAGCUUGUUUAAACAAAAUGCACCCAUCUAUAUGUCACAGCCACAUUUCUACGCUGGAGAUCCAGAAAUUAUAAACAGUGUGAUUGGUCUACAUCCUACACCAAUAAUACAUCAAACUAUUCUAGAUGUAGAACCGAUGACGGGUAUUGUAAUGAAUAUAAAUAAAAGACUACAGAUUAACAUAUAUUUACAAAAUGUUACGAAUAUCAGAGAUUCUGCACGUUUUAAAGAUGGUCUGUACUUACCUAUGGCUUGGGUAAAUGAGAGUGCUGGGUUGGAUGACAAAAGUGCCAAGAAGUUUAAAAGUGAAAUAUUGCAGCCAUUACAGUUGGCUCAGGGAUUAGAAUAUGCCUUCAUUAUAACUGGUUGUUUGCUAUCUGGCUCUCUUCAGGAUAAACAACUGUUGGCAAAGCUGAGUAGUGGUGAUGUUAUAGCACAAGAGAUGAAGUAUCACCCGUCUUGUCUCGCAGCUGUAUAUAAUAGAGAGAGAUCAAGGACGAGACAAACAGAGAUCGAAAGCAGUUGGACACAAGAGGAAACCAUAAUGAAAGAAACUGCAUUAGCUGAGCUGGUCACAUACAAUUUUGAAACUCAAAGAAACUCUGAAGAGUCGGUUGUGUUUUGA